Aspergillus tanneri is the source of this 993-nucleotide messenger RNA. RefSeq names its product putative potassium transporter. The coding region runs from base 1 to 993 and encodes 330 amino acids. Gene Ontology annotation, molecular function: high-affinity potassium ion transmembrane transporter activity. NCBI's taxonomy places the organism in Eukaryota, Fungi, Ascomycota, Eurotiomycetes, Eurotiales, Aspergillaceae. The record is from RefSeq and is a predicted model, not a curated record. Gene Ontology annotation, cellular component: plasma membrane. The transcript is spliced from 6 exons. Gene Ontology annotation, biological process: intracellular potassium ion homeostasis; potassium ion import across plasma membrane.
AUGGGAAUGCUAACCCUUGCUGGGAACACGCUAUAUCCUUGUUUUCUGAGAUUUAUCAUCUGGGCUAUGAGACGCCUGAUCCCGAACCGAUCCGAAUGGGAGACAUUUAAGACAACCCUGGAUUUCAUUUUGCAACACCCUCGAAGAGUAUACACGAACCUUUUCCCAUCUCGACAUACAUGGUACUUACUAGGAACCAUUAUUUUUUUGAACGGCAUCGACUGGGCCGGCUUUGAAUUGCUUGCAAUUGGCAACAAGGAAAUUGAGAAAUUACCGACGGGGUAUCGAAUUUUGGAUGGGUUAUUCCAAGCUUUAGCCGUGCGUGCUGGAGGAUUUUAUGUCGUCACUAUUGCCAGUCUUCGUCAAGGCUUGCUUGUUUUGUAUGUCCUUAUGAUGUAUGUCUCGGCAUACCCAGUGCUUGUAACAAUGAGAAAUACAAACGUCUACGAAGAGCGUUCUCUGGGCAUCUAUGCCCAUGAUGAACCGUUGGAAGCAUCUGGAUCUUCAAGCACUUUUAUGCGUCUAGUCAGACGUCGCAUCCUCAGCCGACCUGAUACUCCUACAAAGGAGUUGUCUCGAAGCUACUUUGUCCACCAGCAGGUGCGGUCCCAGCUCAGCCAUGAUAUCUGGUGGAUAGCUCUGGCGGUGCUCUUUAUUGCCAUUGCCGAAUCGCCUAACUUCAAUCGUGACCCCGUAGGCUACUCGACUUUCAAUAUCAUCUUCGAAGUUGUCAGUGCUUACGGUUGUGUGGGCGUUAGUGUUGGUUACCCUGGCAUGAAUUGUUCCUUCUGCGGCGCAUGGCAUCCCAUAAGCAAGUUGAUUCUCGCAGCUGUUACUCUGCGAGGACGUCAUAGAGGUCUUCCGGUUGCCAUUGACCUGGCUAUCAUGCUGCCUAAUGAGAAUCUCGCAUGGGCAGAAGAAGAGGAUGCCGCUCUAAGACGUGAACAGUCGCGUGCUUGGGGUAUUGAGAAAAUGCCUGUGGGGACAGUCUGA